AUGAACAGUUAACUUAUGGGAAGAUGUGUAAGCACCCUGGAAAACAAUGAAAUUUAGGGUAUGCAAACAGCAGCUUGAAAUACAGCAAAGCCUUUGCCCCCCCCCCAACCUGCCCACUGCACUUUGCAGUGCUGUCCUCAUCAGAGAGGGGUGUGAGGGCUUCUUCAUAAGACCUUUUGGGUUUCCUUUCCCCUGCAACCCACCCCUAGUCAGGAAGCGGUCAUCUGCUCUGACUGUCUCAAACCUGGUUCAGGUACAAAGUGAAUGCAGCUAAAAAAUUUUAGUUGGAUUGUAGCUGGGUUGAGGAAAAAAUGCAUCUAAAGGCAGAUUUUCCUCAAGAAACUACAGGAUGGAUAUGUAUUGUGGCUAACAUCAUACGUAUGCAGCUUCAAAAACUAGAAGAGGGAGCACACUGGAUGUGGAGUAGGCAAUAAUGUGUGUAUACCCUUAGGCUCUGUAAGGAGUGAGUGAACAAAACAUCCGUGCCUCACAUUCCAGACUAAAUCAUGAGUGGGCAUAACCCUUAACAUAAUAUUUUGUAGUACUUAUUUCCAUAAUAACACAUUUCUAAAUGGUUUAAUGGUUACAUAUUUAUGGUGUAGAAUCCCAACUAUCUUUGGCAGGCAAUCUUUUAAAACUUCACUGCUCCAGAGCAAUUGCUUCCCUGACCCUGAACUUGCCCCACUGCCGGAUGCACAGACUCGUAAAGCCAUGCCCUCCGCAGACACACACGGGCGGCAGAUCUGCCUCUACGCAUUUUGUAUGUGUUGAGAAUAAGGAUCCCAAGAAUGGGCACUGGGUUCAUAUUCCCAUGGAAUCGUAAAUGAAACACGAUCCCUUUAAGAGAGUUGAUUCCCAUUAAGUCUGUGCUGCUGCUGCCGCCGUAGCUUCUGGCAAAGCGACCCUCUCCUGCACCUCCCUGGUUCUCAGCUGUAUAAAAUUGAGGUCACUAGGAGCUCAGUUUCAGAACAAGUGAGUGAGAGCUGGUGAAUGCUACUUGCACACUGUGCUUCUCAGGAAGGCUGUGUGGGCUUAGAGGCAGCAGUGAAGCCAUGAAGGAGCUGUUGACUUGGUUGCUCUCAGCUUGGAUGGUAUGGGAAGCGGUCGGGAGCACUGCACGCCUCCACAAAGCAAACAACCAGGAUGGCAGAUGCAUCUAUUCCUUCACAGUCCCCAGUGCAAAUGAAGCCAGCUGCACUGACCCUGGGGAAGUGAUGGCCAUUAUCAGGGAUCUCCAGAGGGAAAGCAACAGCCAGCACCUGGAACUGGAGUCCUCCAAAGCAAGGCUCAGUCUCCUGGAGACCCUGGUCAGCCAGCUGCAUGGAAACCAAGCAGCAAGGAGUUCCUCCUUCUCUGUGGUGAGUUUGCUUCAAAAAGAGGUAGAGAGUCUGAAGAGAGAACAAGCCCAGAGGGACACACAGGUCAGCAGGUUGGAAUACACCAUCAGCAACCUGCUCCAAGACAAGUCUGACUUGCAAGAAGAUAAGAAGUGGCUGGAGGAAGAGAGGACUGAGCUGGGAAGGAGGUUGGAGAACACCAUGCAGGAGGUGGAGCGGCUGAGAGCCAGCCACUGUCCCCAGGCUGGAGAGGCACCCAGCAGGGACUCCCUUCAAGAGUCGAAGGGGAACACAGACACUCUGGACUACCAAGAGCUCAAAUCGGAGCUGGUGGAGGUUCCUGCAUCCCGCCUCUUUCAGGGAAGCCCCUCGCCUGGCCUCCCCAGCGCGGAGGGAGAAGAAUCAGGCUGUGGAGUGCUCAUAUCGGUUGGUGAACCAGUGACCUUCCGCAGGGCAGAGACCAUUGCUGGCAAGUAUGGCGUGUGGAUGAGGGACCCAGAACCCAUCUCUCCCUACAGCCGAGAGACAACUUGGAGAGUUGAUACCGUUGGUUCAGAUGUCCGCCAAGUCUUUGAGUACAACAAUGUGGAUCAGUUCACCAAAGGCCACCCUUCCAAAGUACAUGUGCUGCCCCGAUCCAUGGAGAGCACUGGAGCUGUUGUUUAUCGGGGUUCCCUCUACUUUCAGAUGCGCAAGUCUAGAAUAAUGGCAAAAUAUGACCUGAAGACAGAAGUUAUUACGGUCCAAAAGGAGCUACCCAAUGCCGGCUACCACGGACAGUUUCCCUACUCAUGGGGUGGAUAUACAGACAUUGACUUUGCAGCUGAUGAGAUGGGGCUGUGGGUAAUUUACAGCACUGAAAAGGUAAAGGGGGCCAUUGUGCUUUCUAAACUGGACCCAGAGACCAUAGAGAUUGAACAAACAUGGGAAACCAACAUCCGCAAGCAGUCAGUGGCAAACGCCUUCAUGAUUUGUGGCUCCUUGUACACCAUCAGCAGCUACUCAUCCCCUGAGGCCACUGUGAAUUUCAUCUACUCCACUAAGACAGGAACGAGUGCACCACUGAACAUCCGCUUUGAGAACCGCUACAGAUACAGCAGCAUGGUAGAUUAUAAUCCCACAGAAAGAAAACUCUUGGCUUGGGAUAACUUCAAUAUGGUUGCCUAUGAUAUCAAGCUUUCCAAGAUGUGAUCUGCUUGGAGAGAGUGGGAAGAUGCCACCUGCCAGCGAGGCUCAUUUCCAAGGGAAGCUUGGAGCAGGAAGUCCACAUAACCACCAUUACUUUGACUAGUUACAAUAUGGGGCACACAAAUCAUGCCAAAGUUCUCCUGGCCAAGCUCUACUGAGGGAGCAGGAGCUUUGUGCAAGCUCACCCCUGUGCUUAGUGGCUGUGCUCUUGUGCAGCUGCUAUUCAUUUCAGUGGAGUUUAGGAAGGAGAACCUCCCAUUGAUUGUACCCCAGUUCACUGCCCUAAAUGGGCAGGCACUGCCAUUUGCUCCAAAUGUCUCUGCACAGUGUAGUCUUUCCUAAUUAGACCUGGAACACAAAUGCAUGCAGCCUUCAAAAUGACACAGCCCCUUUGCCUCUGGAGCUCUCUGCUUAGCCUGGCCAUAGGAUUCAGCACUGUUGGUCAACAAGCAGGACUGAAGUAAUCUCUUUCGCUCUCCUCUGUGGACCUGACAAUGGUGCAUUCAUUACAUAAGUGUAAAGUUGCCGUUAUUAUAUUUGGCUUCAUUGUAAAGCCCAGCUUGCCUAUAACAGCCUGGUGGCUGCCUCUUCACUGCAGAGAACUUAGCACCACUUUGUGGUGGGGAAGGGGCUGCUUAACCCUUUCUCGCCCACUUCUUUUUGCCUGAAGCUUGUCUUAAACUGCUUCCUCCUGGCAGGUCAAAGUUCCAGGUUGAAGUUUUCUGUGUGUGUUAGAAACAAACAGGGGUCCAGUGUACUGGUGUAGUAAAAGCAAUUGAGAGACAUUUCAGAGGAGUAGAAUUUGUCAGAAUUAUAAAUCUAAGAAGUGCAGUAAGUGAAUAAAAAUUCAGAACAGUCCCUGCCUGCAGGCUUGCAGUCUAAAUUCCAUUUAGGCUUUGCAAGGUCUAUUGAGGCUGGGGAACCUGUGACCCUCUAGAUGUUUUUGGACAUGCAGCUCCUACCAUCCCUGAUGGUCAGCAACAAAACAAUAAAUCAUCUGAGGCCAGUGAAGGAAACAAACCACAGCUCUUGCCCAGUGGCCCCGGCAACUCUUUCUAGGAGGUCAGUUGCGAGGACUGAAGGCCCCUGCCUUCCCAGUGCCCACUAGGACUUCUCAUCUCCAGGGUCUUUCCCACACAAUGUCAGGCUGCAUCUGCGCACCACGGCACCUC
Messenger RNA from Podarcis raffonei (Aeolian wall lizard), 3697 nucleotides. It is a transcript of the gene MYOC, whose product is annotated as myocilin. The coding region runs from base 1053 to 2528 and encodes 491 amino acids. The record is from RefSeq and is a predicted model, not a curated record. Gene Ontology annotation, biological process: signal transduction; osteoblast differentiation. Gene Ontology annotation, cellular component: Golgi apparatus. The transcript has 3 exons. NCBI's taxonomy places the organism in Eukaryota, Metazoa, Chordata, Lepidosauria, Squamata, Lacertidae.